UAGCUAAUUUAGGCCCAUCUCCAAAUAAAUCGAAUCCGAUAACUUCGAAAUGCACUUGCUGCCAAGCGGCCAUUUUUUGUGAUGAUAUUUUGUGAUGUUUUAAUAUAAUCCGAUUGAAACGAAGCAAGGAAAUCAUUUUAUUGGAACGCCAAUUCAACGGAAAACCAUCAUGGCAGAGGUGAUGGAGUCUCCAUUGGCAGCGAAGGAGGCCUCCCCAACCGAGGAGGCUCCGCGCGUUGCUGAAAACCUAAAACCAAACACAGCGGCGUUGGUAGCAAAAAGUGCGGGCGACAAUUUAGAAGAGGAGCUGGCCGAAUUGAACGGCAAAGACGAGGAGGGCCCGGGCCUGGAUGAACUGAGCUCUCUGGAACAGGAGAUAGCCAAGCUUCACAACAUUCGGCCCGUUGACCCGGUAGCAGCAGCCGCGGAUGCCCCCAGCGCCGGGAGUAGCGGUGCCGAUAAUGAUGUUUUGGAUGCCCGGGCAGUCGGGGACGAGCUGACCAGUGGCUCUGUGGAGCAGGUGGACGUGAACGAUUUGUCUGGUAAUGGCCAAGCUUCGACAUCUCCACUGGAAGAGGUGGAUCUGAUCGCCCUGCUCAAGGGCACAGACACAAGUCACGAGAAGUGCGCCGUGGAGAAGGCGCUCUCUGAGCUGGACAGCGUGGGAGUUGACGUCGGAGUGACUAUUGAAGGAGAGGGUCAGUACGAGAUAAUGGAAAUUGACGACGAUGAGAGCAACGGCGGAGAAUCUACCACCAACAAGGCCAGUCCCAAGUCGCCUAAGACCAAGUCAAGCAAGUCACUUAAAUCCUCCACCUCCGCUGUUUUUGUCAAGCCGAAGCUGUCGCCGGAAGAGAUCAGGGCCGUGGCCCUCGAGCAGAUGGCCGGCCUUAAGAGUGCAAAGUCACGCCGCAAGGAACAGACGGCUGUAAAUGUAGUGUUGAAGCCUAAGGACAUUGUCAGUUCGCUGAACGAGGAUUGGGACGAUUACGAGGACUCCGAGGAUGAAGCCCCUGCAGCUCCGCCAGUUGCAACCAAAGUGGUUGUAGCUCACAAGCCGCCGGCCGUGCCUUCAAUGAAGCUUCCAUCACCUAGCAAACCCGCUGCACUUUCUAAUUUAUCUGGUUUCACUAAUAAGAUCAGCAGCGUCAAAGUAAUGCUUAAAACAGUGUCCCAAAAGCAAAUCGAGUCCUCAACGCCACAGCAUAUUACGGCAGUGGUGGAGAAACCAAAGCCUUCAAUUACAGCUUUAACGACCACCAAUGUGAGCACAGAGCCAGGCACCACAGGUUGCAAGCGUGUGAUCAAGCGGAAGAUAAUCUGGGACCCUGAUGCCCCCGAGACGCAAAAAUCCUUUGCCCAAUAUGCCAGUAGCUCUAAGGGUGCAGUUACAUCCUCGGCAAGGGCUUUAUCGCUAUCACCAGCGACAACAACACCAACACCACCACCAUCUACACCUAAAGCAGCAAAACUAUCGGUCAAGAAUGUUUUAACCAUUCAACCACCGCUAGCAUCAGUAGCAGCAGCAGAACCACCACCAGCUACUCCUAAGGCAGCAAAGGCGGUAGUCAAGAAUUUGAAAAAAGAGGCUGUCAUUAAAAAGCCGCGUGCAGCCACGCCCACCGUUCGAGCAACAAAAGCUUCCACACCGGAGAAAGGUCCUUCGCCUAUUAAACGGCGCUCACAAACCCCAAAUUCUGGAUUGGCCAACGGUGGACCCCAAAAGAAAAAGAAGGUGUCCGAAAUCGAUCGCCUGAUGGGCGAUGAGGGCGCGGCCAAUAUGAUCCAUGCGGUAGAGCAUGAGCAGCGCGAGAUGAGCGGUGGGGAGAUUUCCAAUAAGCCGCUGAUGCGAAAGCGAGCCAUGACUAUAACGGGCAGGAACCAGACAUCUCGCGCCUCAGCGGAGCCACCGACGCCGAAGAAAGAGACUGCUCCUCCCAGUACACCAAAAUCCAGCGCCAAGCGGAUCAGCACUACGGCAAAUGCAGUUUUCGCCAAAGCAACACCUAAGACUGCUGCUUCCAAAUCGCGUGCUUCGGACUCUUGGGACUACGUGUACAAGCAGCGUGCCAGCGAGGAGUCCAUGAUCAUGCGCCGACGCUCCAACAGCUCCUUUUCGAGCAACAACUCAGUCAGUCGCCACUCGCUGGACACCAAGCCCGGAGCAGCCACUCUUUCGGACGAUGCGGCCGAGGGCUCCGAUCCUUCCUUUAAGUUCCUGAAGCCGGUGGACAAGGCAAACCAAAGAGGCGUCGAAGCGUCGCCCCCGUGUUCUUUUUCCCACACACUGGCCAAUGAUAUGAAGGCGGUUAACAGUAGCCAUACCAAGGGAGCUGCCGCCGAGCUGGUUGUCCUGCACAAGGUGGAUAAGGUGGCCCAUUUGAAGGUCAAUACGCACCGCGGCAAAACGGGACAGACAUACAACAGUCAGCUGCUGCAGAAAUUGACCGAGACGCUGAGCAGUGUGGCCCGCAGCAAUGAUUUUAACACUGUGCUCAUUACUGUUCAGGGCCAGCAGUUCUGUCAGGGCAUCGAGUGUCACGAGCUAGUGCAGGGAUCGGCGGAGAAGCGCAGGAACAGUGCCAGCCAGCUAACCCAAACACUCAAAACGUACCUCCGCACUCUGGCCACAUUCCCCAAGCCCUUGGUGGCGGGCAUUGUUGGCAAUCUCAUCAAUUUGGGUGUGAUGCAGCUACCACUUAUCGACUAUGUGGUGGCCGCCGAGGAUUGUUGUUUCGAGACAAACUAUAGCAAGUUGGGACAGCUGCCCGAGGGCUAUGCGCUCUGGCAUGGUCACGAAAAAGUGUCCAGUCAAGUGCAUUCACAAUUGCUAUUGUUGGGUGAAAGACUACUUGUAUCUAAUAUCAUGGGGCCAAAUAGUUUUGUUGACAAGAUCUGCAAGGCUCGUAGUGUCGGCGAGGAAGCCCUGGCCAUAGCCAAACAUAUAUCCAUGACUUCUGCGGAGACAUAUCGAUCGCUGAAAAAGAUAAACCAUUUGUCCAGCAAUGCUGUCAAGUUCGCUCGCAUGGACGAAGAGUUUAAAGUUAUAGCCGAGCAAUGGACGUCGUCUAACUGCUUGGCGAACAUGAAGCGCUACCUAAGCGGCAUUGACUUUUAAGACCCUAGGCUAGUAAUUAUUAUUUUAUACCAUACACGCAAAAUGGUAGAUAAAUUCAAUCAGAAACAAAAUUUAAAAAAUUGCAAUCACAUUUACAAUAGGUAGAUCUAUUUUAAAUUUCUAAUCGAUCGUCAUCCCUUCCCUAAUUAUGUUUUACUAUUUUUUUUAAAUUGACAACUUUAGAGAGAAACAUAAUUUGAAUCUGAUUCUUUUGGAUGUAAAUACAAUUAAUAAGAUCGAAGCGCGAAUUUGUCGGAAAUUCAUUUUUAAACCUCUAAUGUCUGCAGUACAAAGCAAUUCGUAUCCUGAUAUUUAAACCGUGGAAAAAAAUAGGAUAACGCCUGGUAGGAAUUUAAAUUAUCCAUUUGGAACAUAAUAUUUGUAGUUUAUAUUCAGUUAAUGCAAUAUUGUAAUGCAAUAUCAUUUUUGAAAUAAAGGAGAAGCGUUGUAAAAAAUUA
Drosophila serrata is the source of this 3576-nucleotide messenger RNA. RefSeq names its product HP1 and insulator partner protein 1 (gene HIPP1). The record is from RefSeq and is a predicted model, not a curated record. Lineage: Eukaryota; Metazoa; Arthropoda; Insecta; Diptera; Drosophilidae.